Astyanax mexicanus (Mexican tetra) is the source of this 4421-nucleotide messenger RNA. It is a transcript of the gene slc6a1a, whose product is annotated as solute carrier family 6 member 1a. Gene Ontology annotation, molecular function: gamma-aminobutyric acid:sodium:chloride symporter activity. NCBI's taxonomy places the organism in Eukaryota, Metazoa, Chordata, Actinopteri, Characiformes, Acestrorhamphidae. The coding region runs from base 617 to 2740 and encodes 707 amino acids. The transcript is spliced from 15 exons. The record is from RefSeq and is a predicted model, not a curated record. Gene Ontology annotation, cellular component: axon; cell surface; plasma membrane. Gene Ontology annotation, biological process: neurotransmitter transport; sodium ion transmembrane transport.
GAGAGAGAGAAAGAACGGAGGGAUCGACUUUCAGAUGACAUUGAGGCGAUGUAGAUGCCAGUUGGGAAUAGUGCUCCCCUCCGCGCGCCCGCUUGUUGAUGUUAGAGGCUGGCACAGGGCGAAGCCGCCGCUUCUCCGGUGAGUUCAGCACCGCGUGCCCGCGGACAGCUCCCUCCUCCCGCCAGCGUUUCAGCACCACCUGCCGCCGGACCGCUCGCGCUCCCAGUCAGCCGCUCAGCACCACCUGCGCGCGGACAGCUCCCCGGUUUCAGCACCCCCCUUCCUCCGGACAGCUCCCCGCAGCGAGGCGCCCGGACUCCCGCCCCUCAGGACCGCUGUGGGGCUUCGUUUCCAGUCUUUUAAUGGAAAUAAAACACAUUUAUGUUCCAAGCAACACUGGAAGUUUACAACUUGGGGAGGAAUCUACGGAUACCUCGUUGCACGACUCGCGACCGCAGACCAAACCUCUUCGGAAGAGCGCUGAGAUUCACUGUUAAGGGAAACUGAGGAGCUGGAGUCUGGAAGUUUAAUCAAGAAGCGUAGAUCACCUCCACAACACCAACCAGAACACCAAGCUGAAAAACACCACCACGAGCUGCUACCAUAACCUGGAGACAUGGCGACCAACGGCACCAAGAGCACGGACGGCCAGGUGGCCACGGAGCUGAACGAGGUGACCACCAACGACAGACCCAAAACUGAGGAGAGCAAAGAGGAUCUGAAGAAGAAGAAGGACAUUCCGGACAGAGAGACGUGGGCGGGGAAGUUUGACUUCCUGCUGUCGUGUGUCGGCUACGCCAUUGGUCUGGGCAACGUGUGGAGGUUCCCUUACCUGUGCGGCAAAAACGGAGGAGGAGCCUUCUUGAUUCCUUAUUUCCUGACCCUCAUUUUUGCUGGGGUUCCACUGUUUCUGCUUGAAUGCUCCCUGGGUCAGUACACAUCCAUCGGAGGACUGGGAGUAUGGAAGCUGGCGCCAAUGUUUAAAGGUGUCGGCCUCGCCGCAGCCGUUCUGUCCUUCUGGCUGAACAUUUACUACAUUGUGAUCAUCUCCUGGGCCUUAUACUACCUAUACAACUCAUUCACCACUGAGCUUCCGUGGAGAUCAUGCAACAAUCCCUGGAACACGGAGAAAUGCUUCACAAACUACAGCAUCGCAGACACCACCAACCUCACCAGUGCAGUCAUGGAGUUCUGGGAGCGCAACGUGCACGAUAUAACCGACGGCCUGGAAAAACCCGGUCAGAUCCGACCGCACCUCGCGAUUACCCUCGCCGUAGCCUGGGUCCUGGUGUACUUCUGUAUCUGGAAAGGUGUGAGCUGGACUGGGAAGGUCGUUUAUUUCUCCGCCACCUACCCGUACUUCAUGCUCUUCAUCCUGUUUAUCCGCGGCGUGACUCUGCCCGGAGCCACGGACGGAAUCAUGUUCUACAUCACACCCGACUUCGAGAAGCUCAAAGAGUCCGAGGUGUGGUUGGACGCUGCUACUCAGAUCUUCUUCUCGUACGGUUUGGGUCUGGGGUCUCUGAUUGCGCUCGGCAGCUACAACCCUUUCAAUAACAACGUUUACAGAGACUCCAUCAUCGUGUGCUGUAUAAACUCCACCACCUCCAUGUUCGCUGGUUUCGUCAUUUUCUCCAUCGUGGGCUUCAUGGCUCACGUCACAAAGAGAUCCAUAGCUGAUGUAGCCGCUUCAGGUCCUGGCCUGGCGUUUUUAGCGUAUCCAGAGGCUGUGACGCAGUUACCCGUAUCUCCACUGUGGGCCAUCCUCUUCUUCUCCAUGCUGCUGAUGCUGGGGAUCGACAGCCAGUUUUGUACAGUGGAGGGUUUCAUCACCGCUCUGGUGGACGAGUUCCCGAGGGCUCUGAGGAAAAGGCGGGAGAUCUUUAUUGCAUGUGUUUGCGUCGUAUCCUACAUCAUCGGCCUGUCCAACAUCACACAGGGUGGCCUCUAUGUGUUCAAACUCUUCGACUACUACUCCGCCAGUGGAAUGUGUCUGCUGUUCCUGGUGUUCUUCGAGUGCAUCUCUAUCUCUUGGUGCUAUGGUGUGAACAAGUUCUAUGAUAACAUCCAGGAGAUGAUUGGAUAUAAGCCCUGCAUAUGGUGGAAGCUCUGCUGGGUUUUCUUCACUCCUCUGAUCGUGGCUGGAGUGUUCCUCUUCAGUGCAGUCCAAAUGGUUCCCCUCACCAUGAACAACUAUGUGUUCCCAGCGUGGGGGCAGGGUGUGGGCUGGCUCAUGGCCUUGUCCUCCAUGAUCCUCAUUCCAGGCUACAUGGUGUACAUGUUCCUCACCUUGAAGGGAACGUAUAAGGAGCGAAUCAGGAUAAUGCUGCAGCCUCCAAAGGUGGUGAGGUCCCAGGAGAAUGGACCUGAACAGCAGCAGCAACCAGCGGCGCAAACGGCUCAACCGGCGCAACUGGAUCAACCUGCCCAACCAGCUCAGCCGGCUCAACCUGCGCAGCCGGCUCAGCCAGCACAACCGGCACAGCCUGUGCAACCUGUGCAGCCUGUGCAACCAACUCAACCGGCACAAGCAGUGCAACCAGCGCAGCCAGCGCAGCAGCAACAGCAGGUACAGCAGCAGCAACAGCAGCAGCAGCAAGCUCAAUCACCCCAACAACAGCAGCCACCGCAGCAGCCACCACAGCAGCCACCACAGCAGCAGCCACAGCAGCAGCAGCAGCCACAGCAGGCUGACACCACCACCCCGGCCAACCCCGGCAAUGCAGACGCCAACGUCUAAAGCCCUAGCUGAGAGCAAUCAAAGAUGAACAAUACAGAGGACUUCCAUGUUUAUACAAUAAUAGAAUCAUCUACCUCCAGGGGCCAAACAUGAUCCAAUCCAAUCUUUAACAAAUUCUAUGUGUGACAGUUUGACUUUCAGGUUUAGAAAUCUCACCAGCUCUUGGGUAGGAGUUCUAAACGUGAGGGUGAAGCGUGUUCGUGUCGAAAAAAAAAAAAAAGAAAGAGAAUUAACAAAAAAAUAUAAAAAAUAUCCAUUAUACUGUAUGCGAGUGAUCCUGUCUAACGUGUUAAUACUGUGAGUUCGAUUUCAAAAAGCACAGCGCGUCAGUGCAUAAGCUAUACAUAUAUAUCCACGAGGAGUCUAAUAUAUAAUAUAAUAUAUCAGAGUCUAUAUACAGUACGUAUAUAUAUAUAUAUAUAUAUAUAUAUAUAUAUAUGUAUAUGUAUAUGUAUAUGUGUUGCUCAGAAGCUCACAGCAAACUGAGCUGAAGGAGAUCUGGAUAAUAUAAAUGAGAACUAUCAGAACUAUCAAAGAUAUCAGAGAGAUAUAUUCAUAAACAUAAACCAGGUGAACAUAAAUGCCUUUCGUUGCGAAAUCCAAAAUAUAUAUAUAUAUAUAAAAAAACUACCCCCGAUCCCGACACGCCUCUAUUUCAAAAGGAGACGAGACGAGGCGACGAGUGGGCUGAGGGGUCUUUCUAAACUAAACUUUCUAAAAAUCUAAAGCACAAAGAAACCUGAAUUACAGGAGAGCCCUUGGGGUGACCCACUAUCUGACUAUCUGACACUAUCUGUCGUUUUUUCGAUAUUUUUGUUAGAGAGACUGUUACUAUAUUCGUUUUUCUUUCGCUGGAAGGAGAAGAAGAAAAAAAAAGGAGAAAAAAAAAACGAGAUAAAACCUACUUUAUGUAUGUGAUCGAAAAAACAUUUUUAGAAUUCUUUUUAGGAUGUUUUGUACACUUAAUGUUGUGAUCGAGGACCAAAAUUCUAGACUAAAGCAAAAACAGUAUCUAUGCCAUGCAGUGUAUAGGUUGCAGAGGACAGGGUACAAAAAAAAGUGCGGAACCUGAGAAUCGUUAAAAAAAAAGAACAAAAAAUAAAUAAAUAAAUAUAAAAAAAUACAAAAAAAAGAGCGAAACAAAACCACAGGGUUUUUUCUUUUCUUUUUUUUUUUUUUUAGUGUCAGCAUCCGCCUGUCGACCAGUGCUGUCAUAUCAGUCCUGUUUACGCUUCUGUGCUUCUUAUCAGGUUAUCAGGAAUCAUAGAUAGAAGGCAAAGCACAGCUGAAUCUCUGAAUCCCUGAAAAAAAAGAGAGGAGAAACGAACGAGUGAGGCGCUACUUUCCAACUCGUAAUUCAACGACCAAACAGAUUAAAGAUAGAGCAGAGGUGUAAUUCAUUCACGUGCCAAAACGCCAGACCAUAUCUGUGAUCGAGCUGAAACUGGAAACGAGGAGAAAAACAAAGGAGGGCGCCUCUAAAAUAAGAGAUUCUGACCGUUUACAUUAAGAAAUGCUGUCUGCGUUUCUAGGAUAAGCACAUUUCUCAGAUAGGAGUGUUAGAGUGUUAAUGUGGAGUGUAUUUUCUGUGUCGCGUUCUUGUUCUCAUCUGAAAGCACAAGGCUUUAAAGCAGCAUUAUGUGAGAAUUGUGUAUUGGUAGCUGUGAUUUUUUUUUUUUUU